GUCAUGGGUAUGACUUAUACUCACCAUGACGCGUUGUUGACUUGAACGCCGUCGACUCGAAAGAUAUAGAAAAAUGUGUACAAGCUAUUUUCCUUAAAAGAAAAACAAUUCUGAAAGAUUAUUGCAAUCCUGAGAUACUAAAUGGCUACUGGAAAGACCCACAAAAAUACUGUGUUAAUUCCUGUGGAUGGAAGCAAGAACAGCAUACGUGCAUUUGAAUGGUAUUGCAGUCAUGUAAAAGAAGAAGGAGAUAAGUUAGUAAUUGUUCAUGCUUAUACUAUUCCUCCUAUGCAAGCUGCUAAGCACUCAAGUGUUGAUUUUAAGAACCAGUUGUUAGAGUGGCACAUAUUAAUCCAAAAAGCAGAAGAAAAAGCUAGAAGCAUACUCAAAAUAUUUGAAGAGGGCUGUAAAAAACUCAAGGGUUCUGUGUCAUGCCGUCUUAUGCAUGCUGGUGGAAAUCCUGGUGAAGUUAUCAUGAAAUUUGUAAAAGAUGAGGGUGCAAACUUAUUAAUAGUAGGUUCCAGGGGUAUGGGAGUCAUCAGACGUACAUUUUUAGGUAGUGUUAGUGAUUACAUUGUUCAUCAUGCAAGUAUUCCAGUAAUAGUAGUACCACCAAAAUAGCGCUAUGAUACAGAAUAAUUUAUAAUAUUUGCAUCUAUAGAGUUUGAUUUAGUACUUAGAUAUAUAGAGGAUAUAAUAUGGCCAUGUGGAGAUAUGGAUUCUAAAUUCGAGUGUUGAGCUAAUAAAUUAUCUUACUAGUAAGCACAGCGAGGUAUUUUCAACACAAGAAGAUAAAAUAUAUGUAUUUCCAUAAAUUUCGUAGCAUACAUAGAUAAUAUCUAUUGAGAUAGAAUGAAAAAAGAACUGAAAAUGAAAUAUUAGAGUUUACCCAUGUCACCCAGACAGAAAAUAAAGGUUGGUCAUAAGACAA
Molecule: messenger RNA, 931 nt
Organism: Actinia tenebrosa (Australian red waratah sea anemone)
Lineage: Eukaryota; Metazoa; Cnidaria; Anthozoa; Actiniaria; Actiniidae
Source: RefSeq, a predicted model, not a curated record